Molecule: messenger RNA, 5911 nt
Organism: Drosophila busckii
Lineage: Eukaryota; Metazoa; Arthropoda; Insecta; Diptera; Drosophilidae
Gene: Mrtf
Product: flocculation protein FLO11
Exons: 6
Coding region: 233-4573 (1446 amino acids)
Source: RefSeq, a predicted model, not a curated record
UGUGUGUGUGUGAGAGUGCAACUGCACAGCCAGUAAGUGCGUGUGUAUGUGAAUUUAGUGUGUGCGGUGCAAAGUGUGUGAUCAAAUGAGUCGUCAGCUGAUAGUGUUGUGUUGGCUUUGAGGCGGCGCACAUAAACGCACAGUCAAGGAGAAGGUGCCAGCUGGAGCAAAUUUUGGUCUCCCCUCAUUCCCAAUUUGGGUCUGCACUGGGCAGUGCGCGGGCGGCGGGAUCAUGCCGAUCAUUGCCGAUGCCACCAACGAUGAGCCACCAGCAAAAUGUUGCAAAUAUUGUGAGGAGUCUACGCACAGCGUAGACGGCGGACCUGCAUCGUGGCGUUUAACGCUCGAUCAGGAUCUAAUUGACACGCUCAAAGGCAACUUUCCCAGUUGGUUUCAAGGCACUUCAAGCGUCACAACAGCUGCAGCAGCCGCAACCGCAACAAAUAAGCCACAGACGCAGCAACAUCAACACAGGCAACAGAAGCAGCUAGUGGCCAGUAGCAUUAUACCCAUAACCAUAGACACAAGGUCCAACAACAACAACGCAAGCAACAACAACAGCAGCAGCAGCAGCAGCAGCAACAAUACACUCCAGCAACAACAACAUCAGCAGCAGCAGCAGCAGCAACAGCAAGCAGGCAUAUUAAGCAGUUGCUCCUCAUCAGCAUCGCCCGCCUCAUCGAUUAGCUCGAAUUGCUCGAAAAAGUCAAACAGCAGUAGCAGCGUGAGCAGCUGCAGCAGCUCAAGCUCCAACUCCUGCUCCAGGAGUAAAUCUGUGAGCACAGCGACGGCACAACGCUUGCUUAACAAGUCCACAGCCACGGCCACGGCCACGGCAUCGCCCCACAAGAGUUUGUCACGCACUCUCAAGGCUACGCAGCGAGCGCACAAUAGCAGCCCAAAGGUUGGCCACUUGGUCAAGUCCGCCUCGCUGCAUAGCCUGAGCAGCGGCAGCAGCAGCAGCAGCAGUAGCAGCAACAGCAACAGCGUUUGCACUAGCAACGGCGGCAGCGGCUCAGCGCUGCUGGCCACCAUCUCCACAUCGCCGCUGACAACAGUUGAGGUAUUCUCGAGCGCCAGCUGCAACGGCCUGCUGGCCACCCGGCUCAGCGGCAAGGCCUUGGAGCAUACAUUUCAGGAUAUAAUACUGCUGCACGAGGCCUACGACGAAAUGUCGGAGGGUGAGCAGCGACUGCAUGCCACGUUUUUGAGCAGCAGCGAUGAUGGGAAUAAUUCAGAUUGCUACGAGGCCAGACAAUCACCGCCCAAGGCCAUUGUCGACUCCAGUCCGCUGCAGCCAGCCAUGGACAAGAACAAAGAAUCGCUCAAAGUGAAACUGAUGGUGCGACGGCCACACUCGCAGCUUGUUGAACAAGGCAUCAUACCAUACAUAGAUGAACUUGACAUUCUUCUAUUGUACAGGAGCACCUCAGACACUCUGCGACUAGCAUCAAAAGCAACGUUCUCCAAUAGAUUCCGGGCUUACACAUGUGUGACGACAGCUGCCACUCCGGCAACUAUCACUCUGCCAGCUGCGCUGCCCAACACUAUUUCCAUAACGAGCAGCACGGGAGCAGCUCCUGUGAGCUUUGGCGACGCCACGAUGCUAACAGCGCCGCUUGCGGGCACGCCUACGCCACCAACGCUGUCGCUGAUUGCAACAACACAACCCACUGUGGCAACAGUUGCAGCAGUGCAACAGCAACAGCAACAUCCACCGCCUCUGCCCUCGCCAGCUCUCUCGAUAAGCUCAUCCAUACCACCCAGCCCAGCGACCAGCUUUGCCGAGUCCACCUCUAGCUUCAUUACAGACCUAACGCGACUCGAGAAAAUGAAGGUGUCCGACCUAAAACAGCAUCUCAAGCGUCGCAAUCUGCCCGUUUCCGGGCCCAAGCCGCAGCUAAUCGAACGCCUGAAGCCGUAUCUGCCCUUGGAGCCGCUGGAAUGCUGCACACCGGCAAACACGCCCGCCAGCGCCACCGAAGUCAUCACCAUUAGCGAUGCCAUGGACACCAGCAACAGCGAGCCACAACAGCCGCCUCCAGUGGCCAUGCUGGUCACCGAGUCGCCAAUCCCUGGUGCCCUGGAGCACGAGCAAAUGGAUGUGGUUCAGCAGCUGGACAAUAGUCAUGCCAUGACACUGCAGACAAUAUUGCCACCACAGCCUCAAACAGCAACCAUCAUCCAAAACGAGGAACUCUUGCGCAGGCAACAGCGGAAGAUUGAUGAGCUGCAGCGCCAGUUACAGCGCUCCCAGCAGGAGCUGCAGCAAAUUCGACGCCAGCAGCAGCAGCAGACGGUCACUGCCCAAGUGGUGAAUGGGCUGCCCUCGCAGCAAAUCACGCUGAUCACCACCACGACCACGGCGAAUGGACCACAGCAGACGCUGACGAUGCUGCCGCAGCUCGAGAAGAGCAUACCAGCCAAGGUAACUGUGAAGCCCGCUCCAGCAGCCGCCGCAGCUGCCAAGCUCAAUGGACAGCAAGCCAAGAAGCCAACUAGCAUCUGCAACAGCAGCAGCAGCAGCAGCACAGGCAGCAGCAAUCAGCCGACUACGGCGCCCAUUAAUCAAAAAUUGGUUGUCAAGCAGCAGUUAGAGGCUAAGAUUCAAAAGCAAAAGGCAGCCGCUGCCGCAGCAGCAGCAUUGCAGCAACAGCAACAGGCACAACAACAGCAACAGCAGCAGCAGCAACAUCAACAGCAUCAUAUGCGAUUGCAAACGCAAAAGACACAAACUGUACUCAUUCCAUCCAACAACAAUAACAACAACAACACGAACGCAACCAAGCUGCCAGUCUCGCCAGCUAAACAUUCAAAUGUUGCUAUUGCCAGUGCUGCUGCUGCUGGAAACACGACGACAAUAUUGCAUGCGAACAAGCCAGUGACAGCAGCAACCACAUCGCUGCCGCACUCUAAUAAUGUGGGUCUCGUAUGGAACGAGGGAAAUCAGACCAUAUUCCUACUAGGACUGAACGACCAACAGAUGACAGCACACACGCUCGGCAACAUAAGUCUAACAGCAACAACCACAACAGCAGCAACAGGCGCAGCAGCAACUACAAUGUCUGCCCAGAGCACACCUGCCAGCAAGAAGCUGCUGAAUGGACACCAACGCACAAACUCGCUGCCCAGCAUUGGCUUCCCCUUUGAGACAAAGCCAAUUAUUACCCAACAGCAAUUGCAGCACCUGCAACUGCAACAGCAGCAGCAACAGCAACAAUUUCAGCCCACCCAACAGACCAUACAGCUAGACAUAAAGACGAGCACAGUGCCGCCCCCACAAUACGAGGAGGCCACGAAGCAACUGGCGGCCAAUAAAGCAGCCGCCGCCUUGGGCAACAAUGUGCCACUCAUGAAAAUCAAAGAGGAGCCGUCCACAUCGCCCGCACCGCCAGCAGCAACGCUGCGUAAGCCGACAGGCAUCAAGUCGGAGCAGGUCAGCGAUGUGCUGGACAUACUCAUCAAACAGGGCGAGUUGCCAGAGAGCGCCGCCCUGGAGCCCAUCACCCCCCUGACGCCCUUGCCCGAAUUAUCGCUCUUUAACGGCGUCACCCCCACAACGGCAGCAGGCGGUGCCAGCAUUGUGCCGCUGGUGCCUAAGCUAGAGGCGCCAGCCACGCCACAGUCGCUACCCAAUCUGGAGAUGGCCAUGGACACCAAUGACAGCCACGUUAACUUCGCCAGCAAUCAGCCGGCAGGCUACAUCGAGAACAUAAACAUGGCCUCGCCCUUGCAGCCCGAUGUUGGCUCCAUCGACGCCGAAAGCGUGGCCAAGACGCUAGACAUAUUCCUCGAGCAGCAUCAUGCCACGCCCCCGCCCAGCACACCACCAAAGUGCAACAGCAGCAGUAACGGCGGCAUCAGCGGAGUUGGUGUUGGUGUAGGUGUUGGUGUUGGCAAUGUGGACAAGCCCAACAGUCCAGACGCCAAGCUGAAUCACUUUGAUGAGUACGAGCUGCUUGAGCUGAUGUCGCAACAGUUGGAAAUGGACAUUGGCGAUGACUCCAACAACUAUUGCAGUGGCAAGAGCAACAGCAGCAACAACAACCUCAAUCUCAAUCGCAGUCUUCAGCCCAGCAUCAACGAGCUGCUCGACGCCAGCAGCCCGCAGAGCGUGCUUCUGAAUAACAAUCACAGCGCUGACGUUGACUUCGACGCAGACAGCUUUGUGGCUCAGCUCAGCCAGCAUGUUGCUGGCGGCAGCAAUCACUCUGGCAGCAACAGCAGCGGCGCCAAUGGCAACAGCAAUUGCAACAACAUCUUGAUCAGCACAAAUGGCUGUGGCAUGGGUGUGGAUUGCAGCACAUCAAAUGGCCACUAUAGUGGAACGCCCAUGGAGGUAUGCGACGACUUGGAGAGCACGUUCAACUCCAUCAUGCAGGCGGUGAAUCAGCAGCCCUCAUCUAGCAUCCACGGCGACUACGCGUCGACAGCAGCUGGCAGCAACAGCAGCAACAGUGCGAUGGACAGCGGCGGAGCAGUUGAUGCAUUCAAUGCCAGUGGCGACAUAUUCGAUUUGUUCAACAUCGAUGACUACAAAAUGAGCUGGGCGGCUGGUGACUUCACUGUCUAAUAGUCCCUAAUCAAAGCAAAAAAGGCAAAUAUACGCCCGAACACACACACACACACACACACACACAUACGCAAACACACACAUAGACAUAGAAUUAACUGAUAAUAUGGGUGAUGCUCACUUUUUCUCAAAUAUUCCUGAUAAUUCGUCUUGACACAAGCAAAGAAAAAAAAAGAAUAAGUCCUAUUUAUUUUCUAAAUGCAUUUAAAAAUCAUUUGAAUGUUACAGUCAGUAAAUUCAAACUUUACUAUUUCCAAACAAACACACACACACACACAUGCAUACAAAAUCACAUUUACACAUACUAAACAAAAGUCAUAAUUGCCGGGAGCGUUAGUCCAAAUGAUAUUUUGUAAAAUUUAUCAAACACUCCACUAUACUUCUGCACCCUUUCCUAUAGGCAGCAACAAAAAACCGCCAAAACAUUUAGAAAAAAAAAUUAUAUAAAAAAAAAACAAGAAAUGUAUAUUUAGUAAAAGAUAAGCAAAAACAUUGUUUAAAGGUCGAAAAAAGUACAUGUUUCUAAUUAAGGUCAUUCCAAUUUGAAAAUAUGGCGAGUGAAUUCUAACCAAAAGUCUAGCAGAGCGCAAGAGAGCGAGAGCGAGUGAAAAUGUUGAGAAUGGAUGGUCUGCGGAAAAAUUGAAUUGAGCCUGUUGAUAGAUGAGUUAAGCAAACAGAAAUUUCGCAUAAAUUAUUUGCAAUAUUUCGUGAAAUUGCAUCCAAAACGAAAAAGUAAAAGUAAAGUAAAACACAUUCAAGAAUUUUGUUUUGAGUUCUAUUUAAAAUGAAAUUUACCAUAGGAGUAACCACACAAACAUCAACAACUGACGCCAGCUUAAUAAAGUUGAUGCUAAAGAUUACACGUUUUAAAUGAAUUUUAUUAAAAGAUUUGAAAAGUAUUUCCUGUAAGGAAAGAAAAAGCCUUUAAAAGUAGUCGAAAAAAGUUAAAUUAAAUCAAUUAGCAAUGUUAAUUUUGAGCCUUUUAUGCCAAUUAUUUAUACCUAAAAGCGCUACAUAUUUUUUGAAUACUAAUCAAUGUACGCAAAUUUGAGCACGAAUGGGCAAAUUCCGUUACUUAAAUAAAUUUAAUAACCAAAACUUGACGCGGUCAUGUACUUCAGAUUCAGAGCAUUAGCGAACUUCUUAAUGGCAAUUUAUAAGAGAAACAUGUUUUAUGUUUAUGGCAAUUUUCAUAGGUGUAACUGUAAAUUGAGAACGUGCUAAGCAUUCGGACAUAUAUUAAGUGGUACUCACUUGAAAAAAAAUAUAAUAAAAAAAACAACUCCAACUGAAACAUUAUGUUAAGCAAUUGACACAUUUCAAGAACAAUACGAAAAA